CCCAGAGACACCGCAAAGCUGGAAACAGACUUUUCAUUCCUCCCCAUUUCCACUCCCAGAAAAAGCCUGGGCCCCUGAAAGAGCUCCAAGGUAUCCCCCAAGUCCCAGCCAAUCUUUGGAGGGUUCCAGAGGGCUGUCCAGGGUUCCAGAAGUCACCCUACCUCAUACAAUGCUCCUUCUGGGCUUCCCGCAAUGGGUGAACCCUACGGCUCCAGAACAACUGCCCUUUCCAACUUGCAGAGCACCUCAAGAACCUAAAGAUCUCCCGGGGGAGGGCUCCAAAAUAUAGAGAGUUUGCAUAGUGAACCACCACCUCUGCAAAUCCCAGGACUCCAGUCCCCGCACCACUCCGUCUCCCAGAGAUCUCCAGGGGUCCAGAAAUAACACCUCACAGCCUUCCAAGCCUCCCAAGGAUCCGGAGACUUCUUACCUCGCAGCGCAAACCUCAGGCAACUACAGGUCCUCCCUGCACCUCUGAGGUGCCCCUCCCCCCACUCGAGGUUCCAGAAAAAUCCAUGCCCUCGGAAACCCCAGAAUCUUACUUUCCCGAGGCACCCCCAGGAGCCCAGGGUCACCAGUUCACAGGGCUCUUAGUGCUCCCAUAAAACUCUAGCCUCCCAGAGGGCCCCCAGCCCCCACCCUCACGUCCACGAAACCCUCCAGUCCCAGCAUCAGCCCCAGGGCCCCAACCCCCCCAAGCCCCCAUUUCACAACACGCUGGCGCUACAAGCGCGUGACUUCCCCUUGCUUUGGGGCAGGGGGCUGAGACUCCUAUGUGCUCCGGAUUGGUCAGGCACGGCCUUCGGUCCCGCCUCCUGCCAGCGCAGAUUGGCCGACAGCCCGCCCCUAGCGCCCCGCCUCCGAGGGCCAGCGUACUAUAAAAGAAGCCGCCCUAACCACGUCCCCUCGCAGUUCGGCGGUCUGCGGGUCUGUCUCUUGCUUCAACAGUGUUUGGACGGAACAGAUCCGGGGACUCUUCCAGCCUCCGACCGCCCUCCGAUUUCCUCUCCACUUGCAACCUCCAGGACCAUCUUCUCGGCCAUCUCCUGCUUCUGGGACCUGCCAGCACCGUUUUUGUCGUUAGCUCCUUCUUGCCGACCAACCAUGAGCUCCCAGAUUCGUCAGAAUUAUUCCACCGACGUGGAGGCAGCCGUCAACAGCCUGGUCAAUUUGUACCUGCAGGCCUCCUACACCUACCUCUCUCUGGGCUUCUAUUUCGACCGCGAUGAUGUGGCUCUGGAAGGCGUGAGCCACUUCUUCCGCGAAUUGGCUGAGGAGAAGCGCGAGGGCUACGAGCGUCUCCUGAAGAUGCAAAACCAGCGUGGAGGCCGCGCUCUCUUCCAGGACAUCAAGAAGCCAGCUGAAGAUGAGUGGGGUAAAACCCCAGACGCCAUGAAAGCUGCCAUGGCCCUGGAGAAAAAGCUGAACCAGGCCCUUUUGGAUCUUCAUGCCCUGGGUUCUGCCCGCACAGACCCCCAUCUCUGUGACUUCCUGGAGACUCACUUCCUAGAUGAGGAAGUGAAGCUCAUCAAGAAGAUGGGUGACCACCUGACCAACCUCCACAGGCUGGGUGGCCCGGAGGCUGGGCUGGGCGAGUAUCUCUUCGAAAGGCUUACUCUCAAGCACGACUAAGAGCCUUCUGAGCCCAGCGACUUCUGAAGGGCCCCUUGCAAAGUAAUAGGGCUUCUGCCUAAGCCUCUCCCUCCAGCCAAUAGGCAGCUUUCUUAACUACCCUAACAAGCUUUGGACCAAAUGGAAAUAAAGCUUUUUGAUGCA
This is a messenger RNA of Nomascus leucogenys (northern white-cheeked gibbon), 1776 nucleotides long. It is a transcript of the gene FTL, whose product is annotated as ferritin light chain. Gene Ontology annotation, biological process: intracellular iron ion homeostasis; iron ion transport. Gene Ontology annotation, cellular component: cytoplasm. Gene Ontology annotation, molecular function: ferrous iron binding; ferric iron binding. Lineage: Eukaryota; Metazoa; Chordata; Mammalia; Primates; Hylobatidae. The record is from RefSeq and is a predicted model, not a curated record.